GAAGUUAUCAUCUGAAUAAGUGUAAAAAUAAGUUAGGUCCAGGGCACAAACAUACUAUCCCAUUUAACCUGCUUUACCUUCAGGGUUCCCACACCUUUUGACCUAUGGUUUCCUAUGACAUUUACAGUAGUUUGUGAUAACAGAGACUGGCUCACAAAGAGCAAUUUGAAAGAUUAUUUUAUUUUAAAUUGUAUAGAGUAUAUUGUUAUUACAGUUUUAUUAUUAUUUUUAUUUUCAUUACCUGGCACCUUAUUUUAAUUCUAUUCUUAUUGUUGUUUAUUACUGUUCAACAAUUACAGUUUAAUCAGGGACGGUAAACAACAAUUAAAGUGUUUCGAAUUUUUGGUUAUCCUGUUUAAUCAGGGAAGUUUAAUAACAGUUAUGGAUGGUGUUUACAAUUUAAUAUUCUUCUUAUUCAUUUUAAUAAUUGUAUGGCUUUUUAUUCUUAUUUCAUGUUCUUAAUUGUUUUGUUUAUGUAGCUUGUAUUUUCUUUAAAAUGUAUAUGUAAAGCACUUUGAAUUGCCAUUGUGUUUUAAAUGUGCUAUAUAAAUAAAUUGCCUGCUUUCAUUAUUAUUCUUUUUUCUUUUAAAUAGUCCCUUUCACACAUACAUCCUUAUCCAGAAAAUUGACUGCAAUUUUUCAGGUUAGAGGUCAUGCGUGAAUACGACCCUUUUGAAAAUACUGGUUAACUUUGCUCUGGCAAUUUCCCUUAAUGAAAAUUUGUAUCAUUAUCUAUAGCUACAUAUCCAUAUUGAUGGUAUGUGUGAACAGCACAUAUGCUACAUUUACCAGUAAAGGAAACCCAACGAUUUCCCUGUAAUUUACCGGGUUGCAUGUGUGAAAGGGGCUUGUGUAUUAAUGCUUUGGCAAUAUUGUAUAUAAAAACAUCAUGCCAAUAAAGCUCUUUUGAAUUUAAUUGUAUUAAAUUGAACUGAAGAUAAGAUAAUUAACGCUUUUUUCCGUUAAGAGGCCAUGUGUGACACGACCCGUUGAGAAAUAAUGGUGAAUCAGCUAAGGCGAUUUCAAAGAAGGAGAAGUUGUAAUUUCGCUGACGUGAGAAGUCUGGUUUGGACCAAUCACAAAGCGCUGACGGAGAUGACGCAACAACUCUGCGCCGUUCAAAGCGUGUGACACGGGAGUACCCAAAAAUGUCGUCAAAUUGGACAGAUCGUGAAACUAAAGCGCUUCUCUUCAUCCGAACGAAUGAAAAAAUUUGUCGACAGAUCACAGGAACAGUAAGUGACUCCGUUAUUUAUGAUAAAAUAACUAGCCUCCUUCGAGAACGAGGUAUACACAGGACUAAAAGCCAGGUGAUCAGCAAACUAAAAACGCUUAGGAUAAAAUUUCUGAAAAUACGUGAACUUCAGAAAAAAAGCGGCAACGAAAGACUUCCCUGGGCCUAUUUUGAGCUUUGCCAGUCUAUCUGGGGGACCAGUCGCCCUUCAAAUCCCGAGGCUCUAAAUAGUAGCCUGAAUCCCGAAGAGCCCCAAACUAGCUCCGUUGAGGAUGGGCGGGAUGAAAGUACGUCGACUGACAUCGAGACACCGACCUGUGACGUCGAGAAGACUGAUUAUGUGACAGAAGUUAUCACUCCACCUCCAAGGAAGAAGGCGAAAAAAGGUCACAUUAGUGGCUUCAUAAGAGAGCAAGAACCUCUCCACAUCCCAGAACAAAGAGAGUAUGAAGAACUGUUGCGUAGGGAGGCCAGAGAAGAACAGAAGGAGGAAAGAGAAAGUCUGAUGGCAAUGUGGAAGGAAAUGAUGGAGUUCCAAGGAAACCUACUAAAGGAAUUUAUACACCGUCCAUCCUUGCCGUCUUCGCAUCCACCUUACCAUAAGCAUGGUCAUUACAACCAAGGAUCCUCUUUUCCAAGCACUAGCUACUUGGCACCGUACCACUCACCAGGAGCUGAAACUGAAAUCGAAAGUGCAAUCUCUCAGGAGGAAGAAGAAGAGGAGGAGGAGAAAUAUGUCAUUCCAGCCACUAUUCCACUCAUCUCCGACACUCAGCCUGUGAACUGUGCGAAUGACAGCCAAUCAAAUCUCACAGUGACUCUUUCACCUCCACCUACACAAUCAGCAGAAAAGACCGAUCUGGAGCUGUCGGUGCUACGCAGACAAGAACGAGUGUUGCAGCUACAGGAAGAGUACUAUUCACUCAAGAUACAGCAUCUGAAAGCAAAGAUGGCCAUGGAGCCGACACAGAAGCAUAAAGAAGCUUGGCAAAUUCAACAGGUUUCAUGAAUUUAUGUGUACAAAACUUGACCGUGAAGAACAUUGGGGCAACUGCUCUUUGCUUUGUGUACUUGAAGGAAUGUUCCGGGUUCAAUACACUUAAGCUCAAUCAGUAGCAUUUGUGGCGUAAUGUUGAUUUAUUCUAAAAUUAAUUUUGACCUGUCCCUCCUUUUCUUUAAUGAAAUAUCGAAAUGGAAGUUCAAGUGAGGCACUUACAAUGAAAGUGAAUGGGGCCAAUUUUUGGAGGGUUUAAAGACAGACAUGUGAAGCUUUUAAUUUUAUAAAAGCACUUGCAUUAAUUCUUCCGUGUAUUUUUUUAGCUUUAAAGUUGCUAAAAUCUUUAUUACGGCAUUUUAAGGUUUACAGCGUUACAUCGUCAUGGCAACAAACUUUACACAGAAAAGGUUUUUAAGGGAUUUUAUCACACUUAAAUCGUGUUAACACAUGUUGUUUUGUCUUGUGGCUAUACUUUUGAAACAGUAAGUAUUUUAUUGUUUACAGAUUGGCCCCCAUUCACUUCCAUUGUAAGUGCCUCACUGUAACCUUGAUUUUUGCUUUUUGUUUUUUUUUUCUUUUUAAAGAAAAGGAGGGACAAGUCGAAAUUAAUUUUUGUAGUACACUAUAUUGCCAAAAGUAUUCGCUCACCCAUCCAAAUAAUUGAAUUCAGGUGUUCCAAUCACUUCCAUGGCCACAGGUGUAUAAAAUGAAGCACCUAGGCAUGCAGACUGCUUCUACAAACAUUUGUGAAAGAAUGGGCCGCUCUCAGGAGCUCAGUGAAUUCCAGCGUGGUACUGUGAUAGGAUGCCACCUGUGCAACAAGUCCAGUCGUGAAAUUUCCUCGCUACUAAAUAUUCCACAGUCAACUGUCAGUGGUAUUAUAACAAAGUGGAAGCGAUUGGGAAUGACAGCAACUCAGCCACGAAGUGGUAGGCCACGUAAAAUGACAGAGCGGGGUCAGCGGAUGCUGAGGCGCAUAGUGCGCAGAGGUCGCCAACUUUCUGCAGAGUCAAUCGCUACAGACCUCCAAAGUUCACGUGGCCUUCAGAUUAGCUCAAGAACAGUGCGUAGAGAGCUUCAUGGAAUGGGUUUCCAUGGCCGAGCAGCUGCAUCCAAGCCAUACAUCACCAAGUGCAAUGCAAAGCGUCGGAUGCAGUGGUGUAAAGCAUGCCGCCACUGGACUCUAGAGCAGUGGAGACGCGUUCUCUGGAGUGACGAAUCACGCUUUUCCAUCUGGCAAUCUGAUGGACGAGUCUGGGUUUGGCGGUUGCCAGGAGAACGGUACUUGUCUGACUGCAUUGUGCCAACUGUGAAGUUUGGUGGAGGGGGGGAUUAUGGUGUGGGGUUGUUUUUCAGGAGCUGGGCUUGGCCCUUUAGUUCCAGUGAAAGGAACUCUGAAUGCUUCAGCAUACCAAGAGAUUUUGGACAAUUCCAAGUUCCCAACUUUGUGGGAACAGUUUGGGGAUGGCCCCUUCCUGUUCCAACAUGACUGCGCACCAGUGCACAAUGCAAGGUCCAUAAAGACAUGGAUGAGCGAGUUUGGUAUGGAAGAACUUGACUGGCCUGCACAGAGUCCUGACCUCGACCCGAUAGAGCACCUUUGGGGAUGAAUUAGUGCGAAGACUGCGAGCCAGGCCUUCUCGUCCAAAAUCAGUGUCUGACCUCA
Molecule: messenger RNA, 3897 nt
Organism: Myxocyprinus asiaticus (Chinese sucker)
Lineage: Eukaryota; Metazoa; Chordata; Actinopteri; Cypriniformes; Catostomidae
Exons: 3
Coding region: 1149-2243 (364 amino acids)
Source: RefSeq, a predicted model, not a curated record